Messenger RNA from Marmota monax (woodchuck), 7030 nucleotides. RefSeq names its product microfibril associated protein 5 (gene Mfap5). Gene Ontology annotation, cellular component: microfibril. Lineage: Eukaryota; Metazoa; Chordata; Mammalia; Rodentia; Sciuridae. The transcript is spliced from 10 exons. The record is from RefSeq and is a predicted model, not a curated record. The coding region runs from base 209 to 712 and encodes 167 amino acids. Gene Ontology annotation, biological process: embryonic eye morphogenesis.
CUGCAUUCUGGGCCUCUAGCCUGGCUUUCUCUCUCUCCUUUUCCCUCUCCCUCAUCUCAUUGUUUCAGACUAGGCCAAAUCUGAAGUCCUUCCCAGGGCGUGGCUCUGUUCAUCUUACUCUCCAGCCAAAGUAGAACAGUGUGAGGACAGAGACACAGCCGCCAAAGGACUCUGUGGAGAGAGCAGAGAGCGGAGCACCAUAGACAAUAUGCUGCUCUUUGGCCCCAAAGCGCUGCUGUUUCUCACUGCACUCAUCAUCACAUCUGAAUGGAUAACUCUGGGGGUCGAUGGUCAACGAGGAGAUGAUGUGACUCCAGAAACAUUCACAGAAGAUCCCAAUCUGGUGAAUGAACCUUCAACAGACGAAACUGUUCUGGCUGAUAUGGAGCCUUCCACAGAUGAACUGGCCUCGCCCAGUGAUAAAAAUACCACCACAGAGUGCCGGGAUGAGAAAUUUGCUUGUACAAGACUCUACUCUGUCCAUCGACCAGUCAAGCAAUGCGUUCAUCAGGUCUGCUUCACCAGUUUACGACGUAUGUACAUCAUCAACAAUGAGAUCUGCUCCCGUCUUGUUUGUAAGGAACAUGAAGUUAUGAAAGAUGAACUUUGCCGUCAGAUGGCAGGUCUGCCCCCAAGGCGACUCCGCCGCUCCAACUACUUCCGACUUCCUCCCUGUGAAGAUGUGAAUUUGCAGAGACUCGAUGGUCUGUGAUCAUCAAGGAAGAAGAAAGAAGAAAGAAUGUGUGGGUGAGAGGAAGGGGGAAUUUCGUCUUCUACACCACUGUCAGCUAACCCAUAGACAUGAGAAUUUCUUAAACCUGUCCCUUUGCAAUAUCCAGCUUUUGCCCCUACUCCCUAAUUUUUGACCAAGACUGAUAACAUUUAUCUCAUUUUUCAGUACUUAAAACACAAUACCUGUAUUAUUGCAGUUUUGUUGCUUCCCAAUAUCAUAGGCAUAGUAGAUAAACAUGACUUAUAUUCAAACAUUCUAUAUACAAUUCUGGAAAGAAUAAACUUUAGGUUAAUGAUCUAUUUGGAAGGACUGGGGAUGUAGCUCAGUGGCAGAGCUUGCUUAGCAUGCGCAAGGUCUCGAGUUUGAUUCCCAGAACUGCAAAAAAUAAAAUAAAUAGUAAUAAUAAUCUCUGUCUGUGUGUGCAUGUGUAUUUGUGUGUGUGCGUGUGUGUGUAAUGCUGGCUAUCGAACCCAGGGCCUCUCAAAUACUGGGCAAGUGCUUUACCAUUAAGCUCCAGGCCCAGCCUGUAUGUUAAUAAUCUCAAUUAUUAGAUCUGUUGGAAAUAGACCUUAGGGUAGAAGAAGCCAUCUUUGUCUACUUUGGCUAACCAUAGAACUUCAUUUAUUUUCCUUCCAAGACCUCAUCAUCAUUUACAUAUUCCUCUUUACUCAUUUUUACUAUUUUGCCUGGAUUGUCCUAAUUUUGCCUGUCAGGUCUUCUUGGUGAAAAAGAUCAUGGUAAUUUUUGUAGUUCUGAAAGUCCUAGAAUUUUGUAGACUCAAGAUUCUCCCAACAGAACCAAAAAUCAUAUAUAUAAUUCUAAUAGCAAUACAGAAAGACCCAAAAUGUUAUCUUCUGCUAAGUGCAGAGUCUGGGGUUAAAAGAGAAGAUUGUGCCAGUUACAGAACUUGGACUUAUAAUUCUGUAUUCAAUUUUUUCAUCCAGUUGUUCAGUCAAGGAGUAGUGUUGAAAAAUGUGUUUCCUUUACUUAUUCAUUUGUGAUAGUACUGGGGUUAGCUUGCUUACACAAAGCAAACUAGACAACUUAAUGUGAAACCAUACCAUUGACCUGAGUUUCCUUGAGUUGUGCUACUUCUUUCAUCCUUAACACCAAGUGCAAAAAUAGAGCUUAUUGUGCAAAAGGAAAUUCUAGAAUAUCCUGGCUUCGAGCCUAAGAAGAACAUUCAUAUCUGAAUUUUUUUGUGUGCUAGUUAUUGAACCAGGAAUGCUUUGCCAUUUAGCUAUAUACCCAACUCUUCAUUUUGAGACAAGGUCUUUGUAAGUGGAUGAGGACCUUGCUUAGUUGCUGAAGCUGGUCUCAAACUUGCUAUCCUCCUGCCUCAGCCUCCCAAAGUCACGGGGAUUACAGGCUUGUGCCAUUGCACUGGGGUCAGAUAUAAAUUUUAAUAGGCAGAAAGCUUAACCUAAAGUUUAAAAUGAAAGAAACACAAUUUCUUGUCCUGGCCUUAGGAGUAGGAUGAAUCUUUAGAUAAGUCAUUUUCCUUCAUUAGGUCCUGGUCUAAUUUCCUCACUUUAAAAUGAGAAGGCUGAAUUUCUGUUAGUUCUUAGGCAUUAGUUCUAUGAUUUUCUGACAUAACUGCAUUAUUUAUAUUUUUCAAAGUCUAGAUGCAGUCUAAUUUACAAGCAUGUCUGCUUUAUCCUAAAUAUUGACAGUAGUACACAAUGCAAUACAAUCAAAUCCUACCCUCCUACCCCUGUGCUAGAGAUUAAACCCAUGGCCCCAAGCAUGUUGUUAGACAAGUGCUCUACCACUGAGCUAUACCUCCAGGCUCCUCAAAUUCCAUUCUAAUAAGUGACAAACUAUAUAUUGUGAACCCUUGGGUCUGAAUAACUAAAUAACUUUCUAGAAAAAUCAAUGGAAUUCAAAUAGGAAUUAGGGGAGAAGUUGUUACAUAUGACACUAGGGGUUGGAUUCCCUUCAUAGUGUCAAGAAAACUAGCUAAAUGAGGGUUGGAUUCUUGCUGUUAAGAAACAAUUUAGUUUAAUGGGAUUUGUACACCUUAUCGAAGAGAAGUGUAAGAAAACCUCAAGGUAUGCAAUCUCUAUUCCACCAUAGUCUCUAGAAUUAAAGUGUCCUUGUCCAGACAGACAUAGUAAGUGUAUAUUGUAGUCACUACAAAGAAACCUCCUGGGCAUAGAGUUUAUAAAAAUCAUCUUAAGAAUCUCUUCAUAGGGCUAGGGUUGUAGCUCAGUGGUAGUCCUUACCUAACAUUAAUGGAAGCCCUGGAUUCAAUCCUUAGCACCACAAUCAAUUAAUCAAACAAACCCAAAAUCUCUUCAUGAGACUGCAAAUUCAAAAUAAUGAUAAGGAGAUGGAAAGGUUAGUUAUCCCAUUUGAUCAAUGCUUAUUGUAUAUAUGUACUGAAAUAUCACACGUACCUCAUAAAUAUGUACAAUGAUUAUGUGUUAAUAAAAAUGUUUAAAUGCUCAAUGAAAUGGAAAUGUUAACUACUCUGAUAUGACUUUUGCAUACUGUAUACAUGUAUAAAAAAUUCACAUUGUACCUUAUAAAGUUGUACAAUUAAAAUAAUAGUUAAUGCUAAGAAUACUAAUAUUUAGAUUCAAAGACAUUCAAAAGUUCAGUUUAUGUUUGGGAUCUGAGAAAAUACCAAAAAGAAAAGAAUCUCUUGGGCUGGGGAUGUGGCUCAAGCGGUAGCGCGCUCGCCUGGCAUGCGUGCGGCCCGGGUUCGAUACUCAGCACCACAUACCAACAAAGAUGUUGUGUCCGCCGAGAACUAAAAAUAAAUAAAUUAAAAAAAAAAAAGAAAAGAAUCUCUUCAUGUACUUGACAUUCCUACUUCAUGAUAAAUGAUAGGUGACAUUCCCACCAGUGAGCACCUCAAUCCCAGUAUUUGUCUAUUGCAAAUUAAAUCUUUUACAAUAAAUUUUAUCCAAUCUUUUUUCCCUCAGCAUAAAGUGGUCUUUGGCUUGGUUAUUGUUUUUCUCUUUAAUGUUCACAAAAAAUACUUGAAUUUGUCCACUUUUAUCCCACUUUGAAAACUGAGUACCAAAAUUAGUCAACUUUCUUUAUUCUGCUCUUCUCUGUUUUAUCUUUUACUCCAUAACUUUACCAAUGGUUCUCCAAAAAUCCAAAUUUAUUUAGUCUCCUCCAGAUGUGUCCCCGUUUUGCUUUUCUGCUCUUAUCAGGCCCAACAAUCUUGGUAGUUGAAGUUUCAUUACUUACUCUCAUUUCUCUUUUGUGUAAAUUCCGAAGUUUUGCCAUUCCUUGUUCUAAUGUUCUCUACCCACCUUUUUUUGUGGUGCUGGGGAUUGAACCCAGGGCCUUACACAUGCUAGCCAAAUGCUCUACCACUGAACUAUAUCCCCCAGCCCUGGAAUUUAUGUCUUAAUGAAAAACAACUAUGUAAACCAAAUUAAUGGAUCUUUAAUAUUAGAAUUAAACAAUUUAGUAAAACAUCCAUUAGAGUUUGGAUGCUUUCUUGGUAUCCUGAAUAGAUAGCAACCUCAUCUGUCUGCCCAGAAGGUUCAUCUUUAACUUUCUCUUCCCAAAUUGAGUUGAUUCACAGUGGACACAGGGUUGCACACCUGUAAUCCCAGCUAUGUAGGAAACUGAGACAGGAGGAUCAUGAGCUCCAGACGAGCCCAGUAACUAAGUGAACCUUGUCUCAAAAUAAAAAUAAAAAGGGUUGGGGAUGUAGCUUAGUGAUAGAGUGCUUGUCUAACAUGACAACAUGGUGUUGGUUUGAUCCCCAACAACAAGAAUCAAUCAAUCAAUCAAUAAAAUAAAAUUGAGUUGAUUCUACUCUGAGUCUAAUUUUUCCCAUAUUUCAUGCUUCUUAGUCAAGAAAAUUAUCCUUUCUCUUCAAAUUAACAAAUUCUGGAAAUUCAAGUGUGAACUCUACUCACUAGAGUUUUCUAUGCACACUUUCUCUUAGUAUUCUUUUGACUCACAAGCAGAUGGUGCAAACCCCAGCUGGUUUCCCCACCUCUAGAUUUUAUUUUGAUGACAUCAAGCAGUAUAUGUUGCUAGCCACAAGCUCCUCCCUACUUUAGGGUGUUUGUGGCAAAAGAUGUAUGCUAAACCAAAUACUGUACCCCUGGUUGGAAGGUGCAAGCAACUUGUGAACUCUAAGUUUCCUCUUCCUUUUGUACUGAAGUAACUGUAACACAGUGGACAGAUCAGAAGAUGGAGAGCAACAGACCAAAGAAUCUUGAGAGCACGAUGAUAGGUUGGCACCAGGGGAAGAGAACCAGGAAAUGAGUUAGUGGGAAUUUUCAAAUCUGCAAAUAUAGGGUGAAAUGGAAAGAUAUCAGGAGCACAGCAGAAGAGAGGCAGGACCACCCUCAUGGUUUUGUGAACUCAAAGAAGGUACAACACUUCAAUAAAAUUGACAUCCUGGAGCCAGGUGCAGUGGUGCACGCCUGAAAUCCCAGCAACUUGGGAGGCUAAGGCAGGAGGAUUGAAAGUUCAAGACCAGCCUCAGCAAUUUAGUGAGGCCCUAAGCAACUCAGGGACACUCUCUCAAAAUUCUAAAAAAUAAAAAAAUAAAAAAAAAGGAGGGGGAAGCUGGGGAAUUUACUUUAGUGGAAAAGUCCCUCUGGGUUUAAUCCCCAGUACAAAAAACAAAAAAAACAGUUGACGUCUUGGCAUCUUUAAGCAUUUUCACUAACCAAACAUCAGGGAAAGUGACAUGUUUAGUUUCUCUGGUGGAGAGAGGAACAGGUGGCCACAGUUUUCAGAGUUUUUUUUUUUUUUUUUUUAAACCAGUCAAGUAGAGCCAUAAGUAGCAGUCAGACAACCACUUCUGGGCAGAACCCAAGGCGGAAAAAGCAAAUGUUUAUAUAAAUAGACGUGCAGAGCCCAUAGUUUCCUGUUAACAAAUUGAGCUUUGCUUUACCUCAAACCCUCACGUUUUAUUAAGUAGCUGAUAAUGGUUUUGUGUUUUUUUCACCUUGUAUAAUCACUUUAAGGUUCUAGUUUGUUUCCUAACCUGUAGAUCUUACAGUUUUUUUUUUUCUUCUGUAUUUCUGGUAUUUUUCUCUUUCCUCUCCCUUUUCCCUUCUGUGUGAUUAUCUGCCAUACAUAUCUACUACAUAAUUAAAUGUAUGCAGCAAUCCAUAGUGACUGAAUUCAGAAUGAUCUUGUAAAUUUAUGUGAGAUUCACCUCUUCCCCCAUACCCCCUUAAAAAGUAAUGAUUGAGUUGGCUCUGUGGUACAUGACUGUAAUUACUUCUAACAACUGGAGAGGCUGAGGCAAAAGAAUCUCAAAUUUGAGGCCAGAGUAGGCAACACAGUGAGACUCUCAGCAACUUAACAAGACUGUCUCAAAAUAAAAAUAAAUAAAUAAAAAGGGCUGAGGCUAUACCUCAGUGGGUGAACAUCCCUGGUUGAAUCCCAAGUGCAGAGAGAGAGAAAAAAAAAUUAUCAAAUUACAAAUGGCCUUUGCUAGAAGGUCAUUUGAAAUUUGAUAAAGUCAACUGUGCUCUUUUAUGUUGCCACAGAAUGAGUCUGAGAUAGAAAGACCUGGAAUAAUGUAGUAAUUCAUAAUUAAAGUCCAAAUGCUCAUAAGAAUGACAAUAUAUGCUGAGACAGGGAAAGAAUAUUUUCUCUCAUCAUGUAGAAACUAAGCAAUUAUAUCCAUGAUGAUUAUGAUGUCUAGAAUCCAAAUCAAUGUGGUUCUAGGUAUCAUCAACAACAAUAAAAAACAAAAGAGAAGCAGCAGCAGCAGCCAGGCACGGUGGCGCAAGCCUGUAAUCCCAGCAGCUCCCGAGGCUAAAACAGGAAGAUUGAGAGUUCAAAGACAGCCUCAGCAAUGGCAAGACGCUAAGCAACUCAGUGAGACCCUACAUAAAAUACAAAAUAGGGCUGGGGAUGUGGCUCAGUGGUCGAGUGUCCUUGAGUUCAAUCCCUGGUACCAUCCCCCACAAAAAAAAAAAAAAGAAAGAAAGAAAAAAAAACUGCAGUUGUAUCACCCUGUUCAAUCCAAUCUAAUUUUUUUUUUUUUUUGGUGAGGAUAAAAUCAAGGGCCUCAUGCAUGCCAGGCAAGCGGUCUACCACUAAGCCAAAUCCUUAGUUUGUCCUGUUCAAUUCAAUACAAAAUAAUUGGUAUGUGUUUCAGUGCCAAUCCAAACUUGGCAUUCACUAGUUAUGUGAUUUUAAACAAAUAAUUUCUCAACUGUAAAUUGUUGGCAAUUUACCUGCCUUACAGAUGGUUCUGAGAGUUAACAAGAUCAUAUAUUCACAAGAUCAUAUAUUCAAAAUGUUUAGCACCUGUAAGACUAUUAAGUAUAUAAUAAACUAUGUUUUUCUACUGAA